Molecule: messenger RNA, 760 nt
Organism: Elaeis guineensis (African oil palm)
Lineage: Eukaryota; Viridiplantae; Streptophyta; Magnoliopsida; Arecales; Arecaceae
Source: RefSeq, a predicted model, not a curated record
CAGCCUUAGCCUCUUCUCAUAGUUAAGAGUCUACUCUUCUUUGCUCCUCUUCCAACCUCUUGCUUGUUUUCGAGUAAUCACGUAUACACCUAGGAUGGCAUCCCAAACCAUUGAGAGCUACCAUGAGGGUGCCGAGGUUCACCGUGGUGACGACCUCUGCAAGAAGAAGUCCAUCCAACUCCUGGAAGAGCUCGGCCUCCCCAAGGGCUUGUUACCUCUUGAGAAUGUGGAGGAGUUUGGCUACAACCGCACGGCUGGGUUCAUGUGGCUGAUCCAAAAAAAGAAGAAGGAGCAUACGUUCAAGAAGAUCAAGCAGACGGUGUCGUAUGCCAGCGAGGUGACAGCCUUCGUGGAGCAGCGCAAGAUGAAGAAGAUAACUGGGGUGAAGACAAAGGAGCUGCUGCUGUGGCUCUCUGUUGUUGAGGUUUACAUUGAUGACCCCUCAUCCGAGAAGAUCACUUUCAAGACUGGAACUGGACUCUCUGACAGCUUCCCGGUGUCUGCCUUCGAGCUUGAAUAGUGUGUGAGAGAGAAGUUGGUGGAGCGACUAGUACUAGUCCUCUUUUCUCUCGGUAAUGGAAAAUGGAAAUUAGUUCUCGCUAUCUGUUGCUUUUCUUGUUUUUGUUGAUUUUUUCGGUUAGGAUCAAUCGCUAUCUGUUGUUGAAUUUGUCAAGGUUUUGGUUUAAUUUUUAUCUCUUGGGCAAAGUUGUUGUCUCAAAGAAGUGUUCCAGUUCGUGGUCUUAAUACAAAAUAUAUUUUU